UAUCAAGAGUCGACGCUCGCAGGAAGUUUUUCCCCUCGGGACCCGCUUCUUCAUGCGUAUCUACGUUUCCGCUCGUCAAUACUUGGCUGGGUCUCGUGCAUCCCGCAAGAAUAUAGACUUUUUUUGUCGUUCUACUCGAACCGAACUCUUUUCGUUUGUCCGCUCGCAAAGAUAUUUCGCUUCUUGUAUACCUCUAGCCUAUUGGCGAAGACCAGUUGAGCCAUGGACAAUAACGAAGGAAGACCUAGCGGAUCCGAAGAAGCUGAUCGCAAGCGUAAGAAGGGGGAUAUGGGAAGAGCAGAGUGGAGUCGGCAAGCGCUAGACAAAAGAGGGCGACUAGAUAAAGAGAAUGAGGUCAAACGACGGAAGAUUGAGAAUGGAGAGGAAGUUAAGACUCCGAUCUACGCCACACAGUUCUCCCAGGAAGACAUCGAGAACGAACAGAGACGGCCAAAGAAGAAGGUGGCUGUCCUGCUAGGAUAUUCUGGAACAGGCUACAAGGGAAUGCAAUUAAGCGAAAGCGAAAAGACAAUAGAGGGCGAGCUCUUCACUGCAUUUGUAGCUGCCGGAGCUAUCUCCAAGGCUAACGCAGCUGACCCGAAGAAAUCGUCAUUGGUACGAUGCGCCCGUACCGACAAGGGUGUCCAUGCAGCCGGUAAUAUCGUGUCCUUGAAAUUGAUUGUUGAGGAUGAAGAUAUUGUUCAGAAGAUCAACAGCCACCUCAGUGAACAGAUCCGUGUCUGGGGUAUUGUGAUCGCGAAUAAGUCCUUCAGCAGUUAUCAGAUGUGCGACUCUCGUAUUUACGAGUAUCUGAUGCCCAGUUACUGCUUUUUGCCACCGCACCCCAGCUCUUUCCUUGGCAAGAAGAUUGUGGAGAUCGCUGAAAAGGAAGGAGAUUUGGAGGCGUUCAAAGCUAGACAAGAGGAAGUAGCUAACUACUGGGAAGAAGCCGAUGAAAAGUAUAUUCGGCCCGUUCUCGAUCGCAUAGAUGAAGAUAUCCGCGAGGUUGUCAAGAAUGCGAUCUACCACGAGAGACCUGAGGAAUAUGAAUCGUCAGAGCCUACGGAGGGUAAGGAACAACCAGAAGCCACAGAGGACGCGAACGCCUCGGGUGCAGAGAAGCCUUCUGGUGAUGGCACGGCAAAGCCUAAACUCACUGAAGCCGAGGAGGCUCGCAGACGGAAAAUCAUCGAUGCAGUCAAGGCUGUGAAAGCUGCAUACAGUACCGCAAAGCGAUCUUACCGUAUUCCUCCCGCACGCGUUGCUCGCCUACAAGAGACUUUGGAUAAAUACCUUGGAACCAAGAACUUCUACAAUUACACCAUCCAGAAGUUGUUCAAAGACCCCUCUGCCAAACGCCAUAUCAAAUCCUUCAAAGUCGACACUACGCCGAUUAUCAUCAAUGGCACCGAGUGGCUUAGUCUCAAGGUCCACGGUCAAAGCUUCAUGAUGCACCAAAUUCGUAAAAUGGUGGCCAUGGCCACACUCAUCGUGCGCUGUGGCUGUGACCCUAAGCGCAUCAUCGACUCAUAUGGACCGACUAAGAUUCCCAUCCCUAAGGCGCCCGGACUGGGGCUUUUAUUGGAACGCCCCGUGUUCAACAGCUACAAUAGAAAGGCGCAGGAGACCGGAAAGAAGCCCAUUGUGUUUGAUGAGUAUGCCACGGAAAUGAAUGAGUUCAAACAACGAGAGAUCUAUGACCGCAUUUUCCGUGCGGAAGAGGAAAUCAACGCGUUCGCUUCAUUUUUCAAUCAUAUCGAUCACUUCCCCCAGGAGGAAUUCCUGUAUAUCACCUCCGGCGGUAUACCAGCUGCGAAGCCUGUGCCGCAGCCUUUGGCCCAAGGCGCUCAGAAUAGCCGAAAAUCCCAAAGAGAGGCUCUGGCUGAGAUUGAGGCUGAAUCGGAAGAUGAAGUCAACCUUCCUAACGGUGGAGAAGAGGGUGGUUGAAAUAUCAGCCAUACAUGUAAAUAAUAAAAGAAUGGAUCUCUUACAUAUGUUCAUCGGAUAUUUCGCCAACUCUCUACCUUCCAACGAGUUUUGAAGAUUGAUGUGAUAACAUAGCAUAGAUAGUUUACAGAUUUCUUUAGUGAGUGUGCCUGAGUGUCAAGGCA
This is a messenger RNA of Aspergillus alliaceus, 2111 nucleotides long. Its product is annotated as pseudouridine synthase PUS2. The transcript has 4 exons. Bases 223 to 1947 code for a protein of 574 amino acids. NCBI's taxonomy places the organism in Eukaryota, Fungi, Ascomycota, Eurotiomycetes, Eurotiales, Aspergillaceae. The record is from RefSeq and is a predicted model, not a curated record. Gene Ontology annotation, cellular component: nucleus. Gene Ontology annotation, biological process: tRNA pseudouridine synthesis; mRNA pseudouridine synthesis. Gene Ontology annotation, molecular function: pseudouridine synthase activity; RNA binding.